AUGAUAACACGUGAAAACUUAUUGAUUGGUGAUUGUGAUUAUGAUGGUGUUCAAUUUCAUUUCCUUCCUAUUGAUGUUGAUGAAUCAACAUUAUAUGAAACUGGUGAUUAUGUGUUGAGGUUACAUGGAAUUUUGACAAAUGGUUGUAGGAUGCGAAUUGAUGUGUGUGGAAUUAAACCAUUUUUCGAUAUCCUGAUAGAUGGAUUGAAUGUAGAUGAGAUAUUAUCAGAGAUUGAAUGCGAAUCACAUGAGAUUAUUCAAGCAAAACUGAUUAAUUUGUUUUGUGAGAACAUCAAAGAAUUUGUUCGUUUUUAUUUUAAGAAUAGUGGAAUUCGAUCGAAACAAUUGAAAAUGGUGAAGGAUCGAUAUGUGACAUAUUCUAAUGAUCUUACGUUUCACUAUCGCAAGGUGUUGAGAGAAGGUAAGAUUGAUGUGACGCGAUGGAAAAUGAUUGAGUCAAGUGAAUUGGUGUAUGGUAAUGAUCAAUAUCGAAAGGUGUUAAAGGUUCAUCGUGAUCAUAUAAUCAAUGGUCAGAAUCCCCUGAAGAGGAAUCGGAUUAUGAUUCUCUGUUGGGAUAUCGAGACUUAUAGUUCACGUGAGGGUGGUGAGGUUCCAAAACCAGAGUAUGAUAAAGAUGAGGAUUUGAAUGAAUGUGAGGAUUGGAUAUUUAAGAGGUCGUAUUCUCAAGAACAGAUGAUAAUGGAUUUUGCAUAUUGCAAAGCUGAGCGGUUAAAUAUACUGAGAGAUUUUGUGAGUAUGAUGAGUGGAAUGAAAUUUAAAGGAAGUUCGAUCAGUGAUGCUGGUUAUAAUAUUUAUGAGAAUAAUAUUAAGAUUACAGCUCAAGAUAAUGUCAGAGUAAUGUAUUUUCAUAAAUUGGGAACGUUGAUGAUAGAUGUGAUGGUAUCAUUUCGAAAGAUGUAUCCAAACUCGGAGAGAAAUUCACUCUCUCAUUUUUUGAAGAUGAUAAAUCUCAAAGGAAAGAUGGAUUUAUCUCAUUUAGUUUUGAGAAAAUAUUAUCGAGAUUGUAAGGAUGGAAAUGUGUCAGCUGAGGAAUCAAAAGAGAAUAUGAGUGAAAUUGCACAGUAUUGUAUGAUGGAUGCAAGGCAUUGUCAGGAAUUGAUGUUAAAGAUAAAUGUGAUUGAUUCAUAUCGGAAGAUGUCGGGUAUAUCUUAUGUAUCGAUUUUUGAUUCGUAUUGCUAUGCAGGAGGGAUCAAGGUGUGUAAUUUGCUUGGUACGAUGGCCUGUGAUAUGAAUAUCUUGAUCAAUAUAAUUCGAAAUGAUAAUGUAAAGGAGGGGAAAUACCCCGGAGCAUAUGUAUAUGAACCAAUAAAAGGUUUGAAUAAUCGAAGACCAGUUACUGGAUUAGAUUUUUCUUUAUUAUAUCCAAGUCUCAUGAUGACAUACAAUUUAUCCCCCGAGAUGAUGAUCGUGAAUCAAUUGGAACGUGAUCG
Molecule: messenger RNA, 1451 nt
Organism: Acaulospora morrowiae
Lineage: Eukaryota; Fungi; Glomeromycota; Glomeromycetes; Diversisporales; Acaulosporaceae
Source: the annotation of a GenBank genome assembly